Colletotrichum orchidophilum is the source of this 387-nucleotide messenger RNA. RefSeq lists its product as uncharacterized. The record is from RefSeq and is a predicted model, not a curated record. NCBI's taxonomy places the organism in Eukaryota, Fungi, Ascomycota, Sordariomycetes, Glomerellales, Glomerellaceae. The coding region runs from base 1 to 387 and encodes 128 amino acids. The transcript has 2 exons.
AUGUCUUUCCUCAUUGAGACCACCGGCCGCCGUCUGGCUACCCUCCCCCGCGUCGUCCCCAGAGCCGCCGUUGCCGCUCCCCGGACAUUCACCACUUCCUUCACCGCGCAAAAGUCCGCAACGGAGACCGUCAAGGAUGGCCUGAAGACUGUCGACCGUAAGGUCAGCGACAAGCUUGUCGACGGCAUCAAUGCUGGUGCCAACGUCGCUCAAAAGGUCAAGGAGAACGUGCCCAACACCCAGGGUGAGGCCAAGGGCAAGGCACAGGAGCUUAAGGGCGAGGCCGCCGGUAAGAUCAACGAGCUCAAGGGCGAGGCCAAGGGCAAGGCAAACGAGCUUGCCGGAAAGGCCAAGGGCACCGCCGACCAGGCCAAGAAGAACCUGUAA